Molecule: messenger RNA, 2724 nt
Organism: Sporisorium graminicola
Lineage: Eukaryota; Fungi; Basidiomycota; Ustilaginomycetes; Ustilaginales; Ustilaginaceae
Exons: 1
Coding region: 1-2724 (907 amino acids)
Biological process (GO): transmembrane transport; borate transport; monoatomic anion transport
Cellular component (GO): plasma membrane
Molecular function (GO): solute:inorganic anion antiporter activity
Source: RefSeq, a predicted model, not a curated record
AUGAACUCGAUCGAUCCCGCCUCGGUUCCGCCACUCAACUCUGUGCAGCAGCAGCAGCAGCAGCAGCAGCAGCAGGCUGGUAGUACCGUCAGCACGGUGCGCACCUCUCACGAAGCAGGAACCGCUACUUUUGUCUCUUCGUCACAAAAUGUCGCCUCCAGCAGUGGUGUGACGAAUCGAAGAGGCACCGGGAAAACAUCACGCACAGACGAAGACGAGGACGCAAAGAAAGCACCAGCAAGUGGCACCGGCUCCUCAUCGACCAAGAGCAAGAAGCCCCAAUCCCCAGACACAUACCCGCUCUUUGCCGGCGACAAGCCUUGGUCGCAACGUUCCUGGGCAUAUCAAUUGAUGCCCUUCCGAGGCAUGUGGUACGACCUCAGAAGACGCAAACCCUACCUCGUCAGCGACUGGCUCGAGGGCUUCGAGCCCCGAAACUGGUGGACCGUUGCCAACAGCAUUGUACGCAUGUAUUUCAUCAACCUCAUGCCCGCCAUUGCCUACGUGCUCGACAUGAACUAUCGCACCAAUGGAUCCUACGGCGUCAACGAGGUCAUUCUCGCUUCGGCACUCGCUGCCAUCGUCUUCUCCGUCUUCUCUGUCCAACCGCUCACCUUUGUCGGCGUCACCGGUCUCAUCAAUCUCGUCAAUUAUACCCAGUACGACAUUUUUGUUGGCUACUACGGUUUCGACCGGCUCAACUACCUGCGCAUCCAGGCGUGGUCGUUGAUUUGGGCAGCAGGGUUCCAUUUCGUCGUCGCCAUCUUUAAUGUGUGCGACUUUACUCGCUUCAUCACCGACAUGACCUCCGAAACGUUUGGGUUUUAUGUGGGCGUCAUCUACAUCCAGAAGGGCAUCGAGUUGCUGAUUGAAGAGUUCGAGCCACUUCCUUUGGACAAUGCGACUGGUUGGCUGUCAGUGACCAUUGCCAUGCUGUUUACCAUUUCGGUGUACUUCGUGGCUAAGGUGGGAAACACGUCGUACCUGCCUUUCAACAUUCGAAACUUGGUGGCUGGUUAUGCCUUCGCAGCCGGCUGCAUCUUUUGGACCGGGUUCAGCCACUUUCCCAAGAACUCGCUUCAGCGUCUCCACAUCGAGCGGGUGCCGAUCACCAAAGCAUUCUUCCCCACGCUCGACCGCUCGUGGUUCAUCGACUUCUGGAAUAUCGAACUCAAGUACGUCUUUGUCGGCGCACCGCUUGGCUUCCUCGUCAUGCUCCUCUUCUACUUUGACCACAACGUGAGCAGCGUCAUGGCUCAGGCACGAAACUACCCCGUGCGAAAACCAGCAGGGUUCCACUGGGACUUUUUCCUGCUCGGUAUAACCACCCUCGUUUCUGGCUUCUUGGGCCUGCCGGCUCCCAAUGGUCUGGUCCCGCAGGCCCCUGUGCAUACCGAGACGCUGUCAGUGUACAAGCAGGUCGAAAAGCCGGAUGCCGACAAACGCAUUGCACAGGAAACGUUGUCCAAACGCAAACGCAAACGCAAGAUGCGCACGGUCAAGCAGCAACAUAUUGUCAACAUGCGAGUUGUGGAGAACCGCCUUUCGCACCUCAUCAUUGGUCUGUUGACACUCGGCACGAUGACCCGACCUCUCCUCGUGGUGCUAGGCACUAUGCCCCGCGCCGUGUUCGCGGGUAUCUUCAUCCUCGUCGGCUGGGCAUCGAUUGAGGGGAACAGUAUCACCUUGCGCACCUUGGCCAUCUUCAGGGAUCGACGACUCGCCCCGCCCGACGAGCCGCUCAACACGGUCCGUCGCAGCAAGAUCGCGCUGUUUGUGGGCAUCCAGUGGCUGUUUGCGGCAAUGACCAUCGCCAUCUCGGCGACAAUUGCAGGUAUUGGUUUCCCUGUGAUCAUUACGCUGCUGAUACCCGUUAGGUACUAUCUGGUGCCCAGGUGGUUUAGUCCGCUCGAGCUCAAAAUCUUGGAUGCGCCGACUGCGGAUGCCGACGGAACACUGGCGUCGUUGGGCCACGAACCAGAACGCGUGACGGGUCGAGGGGUGGAGGUGGCUCUUGAUACCAAGAUCGCAGGGUCCUUAUACCACAAGAAGUCGCUAGACGAGGAAGAGACGGACGAUGAGGAGGGUAACGAUGGCGGAGUAGGUGGAGGCAUGAGUGAGGAAAAAUCGGCGUCGCAGUUCCGGGACGAUUAUGCGAAGCAUCAACAUUCGCGAGACGAUGAAGAAGCUCGUAUCGGCGGGGGAGGUCACACUGAAGAGGUCACUUCGGCUACCCACGAGGUUACAGAACCAGCUCGACGAGAAGUCGUGCGCACCGUUGCAGGAUUGGGAGGUCAUGAGACCGCCGAUCCCAAACGCCACGUUGCGGCUGCUUCGGAAGCUGGCGUUAUCGGAUCUGGCCUUGGCUCUGGGGCUGCAGUGGCUGCUGAGGAUGAUCGUCUCGAGGAGGCCGAACAAGCGGCUGAAGCUGACGACGCUCGAUCGGCGGCGCAACAAGAACAGAAAACAUCUGCCACCGCGAUGUCCACCGUGCAAGAAACUAAGCCGGCCUCGCAGGAGAACGACACACCAUGCGCCAGUCCACCGACAACAGCCGGCUCACACUUCGUCGAGCAGACCUCUGAGCUUCUAGAUGAGAACACGACAAAGGAACCCAAGUCGCUCAAGAAAAGGCGCUACGUUACGGUCGAGAACCCGGUCCGAGGCGCUGGCACACCUCCGCCGCCUGUCCAGUGGCGACAGGGCGACGACGCACAAGAGUAG